GACAGCCAUCUAGUAAAGCAGGUCCAUUGAACCGGUAAGCAUUGAGGCUCUUAAGAGGGGUAAUGCGAAACCUACUGUACUUAGCCAACCAACUAGAACUAAGUUAGGGGUACCUAAUCUAAAAGGAGAAGGAAGUUUUUCGACGGUGCGCUUUUAAGUAGGGCACGUAUGACAUAUUUUCUCAAUUCGCCGACAAUGAUAUUAACCUUGCUCAUAAGUGCUAACCUACUGUACCUAACAUGUAAAUUCACUUGCUGCAUACACAGCCCCUCGCUUCAAACGUGAGUCUUGUUGAGGUAUGCCGUUACAGGUUAUAGCUCCAACGCUGAACUGCGGUUAGCCUUUUGGUAUAGCCACCGUCUUUUUGACUUGGCUAUGCCCCAUGUGAUCUUUUUUGCUUUCGAUUUAUACAAGAGCAAAGCCCAAUAUUGUCUUGUUGUUGUGAAUUCUCCAUGUUCCCCGAUAAUAAGCUCCUCAAUUUCAUUCCGUUCUGGAUCUUCUUCGCCGUCCCAUAAAUGAUCAUCAUCAACCAUGAUUGCCAAGCCAUACCUUUUGACUGCCGUGGAAGUGCUUAAUCUGCUGAAGAGUAACACUAUCACGGUUGAAGAAUAUGUGUCUUCUCUCUUGGAGCGCAUCCAGGAGCGGGAUAGCAUUGUCAAAGCUUGGACCUACCUCGAUCCAGCAUUCGUGCUCAGCCAAGCUCGAGCUCUGGAUCAAAUCCCCCAGGACCAGAGAGGGCCGCUGCAUGGGCUAGCAAUAGGCGUCAAAGAUAUUAUGAAUACUAAAGAUAUGCCCACGCAGUUUGGCUCCCCCAUUUACAAAGGGAACCAACCAGGCUUUGAUUCGUCUGCGGUUGCCAUUUUACGAGCCGCCGGGGCCCUCAUCUUCGGCAAAACAACCACAACGGAAUUCACCGUAACCAAUUCGGGGGGCGGGAAUUUUGGUCCAAAUACCACUAAUCCCCAUGACCCCCACCGUACCCCGGGUGGCUCCUCAGCGGGGUCCGCGGCCGCGGUAGCUGACUUACAAGUCACGGUAAGUCUGGGCGCACAAACUGGUGGCAGUAUUAUUCGUCCGGCAUCUUUCAACGGUGUCUACGCUAUGAAACCAACCUACAACGCCAUCUCACCUGAAGGCCAAAAACCCUUUGCCCCUACCUUUGACACCUUCGGGUUCUUUGCUCGCAGCGUCGAGGAUCUGCAGCUACUUGCAGAUGUCUUUGGUCUCAAGGAUGAUGAGGUUCCCCGAGACAUACCACUGAAACAAGUCAAGGUUGCUUUGAUUGAGACUCCAAUGUGGCCAUUGGCAGGAUCCGGCACAAGAGAAGCCAUGGACGCAGCUGCGGCUAUUCUCCGAGACAACGACGUGCAGGUCGAAAAAGUAGAUUUUCCAUCUGAAGUCAACGAUUUUGAUAACUUGAAACGAGUACAGAAAAUCAUCACCGCUGGCGAAGCCCAGACGGCCUUUCUCAGGGAAUAUCGGAUGAAUAAGACGAAUUUGUCACCGGAAGUUCGUGGUAUUGUCGAGAACACUUAUAAUCACACCCACAAAGACAUGGUAGAUGCUUCCGAUACUUACGCUAGGGUGCGGCGCACCAUUAACAAGUUGGCCGAAAAUUACUCGUUCAUUCUUACACCUAGCGCGGUAGAUGAAGCUCCACUGGGGCUCGACGAUAUGGGUAGCGCAGCUUUCAAUACUCACUGGACGGGAUUCCACAUGCCUGUCAUCAACGUGCCUGGCUUUUAUGGUGCUCAUGGUAUGCCGAUUAGCUUAUCUCUUGUAGCCCCUAGGUACCAUGACCAACAUCUUCUGAAGAUGAGUAAGGUCUUCAGAGAGCUCUUGGAUAGAGGUGAUUUGAAGGUGCAGAUCUAAUCCUUCUGAUGACGUGGUGAAAACUGGUCUGGAUCUUAAUGGUACCUAUUUCUUUAUGUAUUACACGUUAUCAAGUGAUGGCCGAGAUCUUGACGUAAUCUUGGGCUAAUGUGAGGCAGCCAGGACAAUAGGAUACCUAUAGAUUGUAUAAUGAAUAAAGCAGAUAUUUUGAUACCGGUGAAAAGACAAGCUUAGAUGCGGGACAUAACGCGAGGCCAUUAUCAGGCGACCAUCUUUCGUGUUAGUAAGGCUGGUCGAAGAUAGUAAGGCAAUCUGCCCGCGCGCCAACUAGACUACAGAUAAGAGCGUUGAAAAAGGAUCGACCGUGCAAUCUCUUGGUAUUUGGUUGGGUUCUCCAGGAUGUUGCGUGAUGUGACGUUUAAUAGCGGGUUGAAGAAUGUUUUUGUAGUAUUGCUUCUUAGAAAGAUUGAUGAGUACAAGAAGAUUUUG
Annulohypoxylon truncatum is the source of this 2322-nucleotide messenger RNA. RefSeq names its product amidase signature enzyme. The record is from RefSeq and is a predicted model, not a curated record. The coding region runs from base 532 to 1872 and encodes 446 amino acids. Gene Ontology annotation, molecular function: catalytic activity. The transcript is spliced from 7 exons. NCBI's taxonomy places the organism in Eukaryota, Fungi, Ascomycota, Sordariomycetes, Xylariales, Hypoxylaceae.